AUGUUGGAAAAGAUUGGUUCCAAAUUCACUUAUAGAACAUUUGUUGGAAGUUCAACUAAUAAAAAUGAAGCUUGUGAAUUAUGCUAAUAAACUUUUGAUUGGUAUUAUCUAGUUUCAAUUAUUAAAGGAAACACAAAUAACAUUAAUGCAAAAGAUGUCUUAGAUAUGUCUGCUAUAAUUGUGGUCCUGAUAAAGCAAUCAUUCCAUCUCAUGAUUUAAAAACCCCUCAUAGAAUUUGUAAGAAUUGUAAAGAUGAUUCAAAACAUCAAACAUAGUAGAUGGAAGUAGAGAAAUGCAAGUUUGGAUAAUUAUCUGGAAUAGGAAAAAGAUGGGCUUUUUUAGCUUAAGGAGAUGAGUAUUAUUUUAUAGAUUUUUAGUAUUGUAAUAGAGAAAGUAUAAGAAGAAUAUUAAAAUUAAUUACCUAAGAUUUUGAAUAAUUCUAGUAAUGAAGCAAAAAAUUAAAUAUAAACAAAUCUAUAGAGAUAUUAUAAGGAGGUAUUUGUAUCGAUUAUAAUCGAUUUUAGAAUAAGAAAACUUUAAAUUAUUCUUUAUAUGAUUGGAAUUAUAAAAUGUGUGCAGGAGAAUAGGAAAAUUCUAUAUUGACAAAAAUAUCAAAUGUUUUACAUUGUUUUUUUAAAUCCAAUCCUGUAAGAUUAACAAGAAAUCUAGUCUUUAUAACAACUUAUAUCUUAUAUUUUUGUGAUGAAGCUAUAUGUUUAACAUUAUUAUUGUUUUUACACUAAAAAGUAUUACCUUAAAGAUUUCAAUAUCAUAAAUUAGAUACAGAAGAAAGUAAACCAAUUGAUUAGGAAGUUAAAUUCUUAAUGGAUUGUAUGAGAGACUAAUCAAAUACUACAAUUGAUUCUCUAAUUAAAUCAAAAAUUAAAGUAUUUUUAGAUACUUAUUCAUCUGAUAUCUUAACAACUCUUAUGUUUAAUCAUAUAGAAUUUUAUGUAGGAUAUUUUCUCUUUAAUCAAUUGCUUAUCAAUAGAGAUGUAUAUAUAUAUUCUAUUGAAAUAGUUUUCUAUUUAUGAGAAAUUCUUAGCAAAUAUUUGUUUGGAAUUAUAGAAGAUUUUUGCAGAUGCAUAAAUUGAUGAAAUACCAUUCUAAAUUAUGAAGAAUAUUUAAUUAGAAUAAUUGACUACUUUCUUAUAAUUUGAAGAUCAACAGAAAAGAAAGCAUAGAACUAGUUUAACGAGUAAAGAAUAAUUAAGUUAAUAAUCAUAAAUAUUAAUUCAAUAAAAAUAAUAGGAUUAGAAAGAAUAAUAAUAACAAUAAAGAUCAUCAAUUAAUAAUAGUUCAUUAGAAUAUCUGUUAGAUUCAUUUAUUGGUCUUGUAAAAGAUAAUUCUAAUUCUAAAAUUGAGUCUGUUAUAUCAAAUGAAAAAUAUGAUGUCAAUAAGAUUUAAAUUAAAGAAUUAUAUUAAGCAAUUAAAAAGCAAAAAGAGGAACUGUUAAAUUUAAGAAAUUCAGUAACUUAUACAAAAUAAGAUUAUGAUAUGGAAUCUGAUGCAUAUAAUUCAAGAAUAUCAAGAAGUUCAAUUAAAUCAGAUAAUGCUGAUAAAUAUUUGAUUUAAAUAUAAGAAAAGAAUAAUAUGAUAAGUGAAUUAGAAGAAAAAGUAUAAUAAUAAUAAUAAUUAAUUCAAAGAUAUAUUGAUUAGCAAUAAUAAUUAGAAUUAGAUAAUUAAUCAAUUAAAAAUAAUUUAAAUGCUCAAUUAAAAAAUCAAUAAAAUAAUUAAUUUCUUAAUUAAUAGUUAGAAGAAUAAUAAGAAAACAAUAUGAAAAUUUUUGAAUAAAAGGAAGUUAAUUAUAGAAAUUAAAUUUCUAAAUAGCUUUCAGAAAUAAGCAAUUUAAAAUUUGAAAUUAACAAUUUAUAAAUUUAAUUAUAAUAAAGUUAAAAAAAUAAAACUGAAUUCGAAACAUAAUUGAAAGAAAAAAUAAAUAGUGAAUAUGAAUAAGAAGUCUAUAGAUUAACAGAAGAAAGAGUUUCAUUAUUAAAAAAAACAUCUAUAUUAUAACAAUAAAAUUAAUCUUUGAAUAUGAAAUAUGAAGAAAAGGAUUAAGAAACACUAGAAUUAAAGAAAUAGCUUGCUGAAUUAAAAAAAAAUGCUGAAGAAAUGAGUUAAUUAUGUGCAAGAAAAAAUGAAUAAACAGAAAAAUUAAAUAAACAUAUAGAUGAUUUAAAUGUACAAAUUUUAGGUUUGAAAAGAAAAGAUUUUGAUUAAAAUUUUAAUUAAUCUCCUGUUUAACCUAAUAUUACUAAAGAAUUAUAAGAAAAUAAUAUAUAAAUUAGAAAUAAUCUUCUAUAGAAAGAAAAAGAAUUAUUUAAUUUAAAAUAAAAAUUUGUAGAAGUCAAUCAAUUAAAAAUUGAGUAUUUUGAUUAAAUGUAAAAUUAUGAAAGAAUUAAUAAAGAAAUUAAUUAAACAUUAAAAUAAUAUGAGGGUAAAGAAAUACAUUAAUUAAAAUCUUUUUAUGAAGAAAAGAUUUCAUUAUUAGAAUAAACACAUGAAGAAUAAAUGAAUAGAUUAUUAUCAUAAUUUUAAUAAAAUCCUCCAAAAGAAUAAGAAUAAAGAAAUACAACUUAAUAAUAAACAUUUAGAGAAAGUUAACAAUAAUAAGAAAAGUAAAUAAUUGAUGAACAACCAGAUAAUUAAAAUAUUGGAUAAACUGAUGAUUGCACAAUAUUCUGA
Messenger RNA from Paramecium pentaurelia, 2688 nucleotides. NCBI's taxonomy places the organism in Eukaryota, Ciliophora, Oligohymenophorea, Peniculida, Parameciidae. The record is from the annotation of a GenBank genome assembly.